This is a messenger RNA of Leptinotarsa decemlineata (Colorado potato beetle), 6058 nucleotides long. RefSeq lists its product as uncharacterized. Gene Ontology annotation, biological process: proteolysis. Gene Ontology annotation, molecular function: serine-type endopeptidase activity; protein binding. The record is from RefSeq and is a predicted model, not a curated record. NCBI's taxonomy places the organism in Eukaryota, Metazoa, Arthropoda, Insecta, Coleoptera, Chrysomelidae. Gene Ontology annotation, cellular component: membrane.
GAACAAAAACGAAGAACCGUUGACAGAAGCUGUCAACCUUGAGCUGAUAAACCUGAAGCCGGUGGCCCACAAGAAUGGUGGAGAACCCUACGACAUCGGCAACGGCAUGACUACGAUACCUCUGAAGAGGGAUAAUGAUAGAGACGUCGGGAAUCCCUACGACGAAUAUUUCGUACCGGUAAACGAGCAUCGGAAGUAUAUGAGAGGCGAAAAGUUGUAUGUUACCAAGGACAAUCGCGUAGAGAAAAGCAAAAGUAAAUGCAUUUGUUGGACCCUCUGCCUGUGCCUCGUAGCAGCAGCUGUGAUCAUAGGAAUUCUAGCCGCAGUUGGUGUUAUUGGAAACCAAGGACCGUUACCACAAGAAGUCAGCGCUAGAACUUUCGACAGCAACCAAACGCCAAUAUCUAAAGGCAGCCUUAGUUUUCCCGGAGUGCAAGAAUCUGAACUACCUCCAUCACCUGAACCGCCUAUCUCAACACUUUCUCCAAUGUUGCCAACAACAGAUACCUCCAAAAUAGAAGUUCCCCGAGCGUUAGAAUCCGAAAUGAAAAUAGACAACAUUCAGUUCACCCCAGAGCUAUCCAACAAAAAUAGUUCGGAAUACAAAGCUCUUGCCGAAUCUUUAGAAGACGAAAUCAAGAACUCGCUGUUCACGAGAGAUAUCCUGCAGUACGGACCAGCUGAUAUAGAAGUUAAGAUCAUGGAAUUCACACCAGGAAGCGUCGUUGUCAAAUACCGCAUCGCGUGGAAAUUCAAAGAAGGAAUCCACAAUCCCAAAGACCCGAUUGAUCCCCCAACAUUGAAACGAAAACUCUCUGAUACCUUGAAAAGGAGCAAUGGCCUCAUGGAUACUUACCACGUACCAGAAACUUCGCUAUCGUCCCAGAAAAUUCUCGAUUUAUGCCAGAUCCAGAACAAUGGAUGCGAACAUCUUUGCGUGUUCGACUACACCUUUCUCGACUUCGUAUGUCUCUGCCCACAAGGUAAACAUCUGGCCGGGGAUGGAAAAACAUGCGAUAUUGAUUCUGUUCACUUUGAAGAGGAUGUAAAUGAUCAACCCCAAUCCGGUUUCAAUAACCACGAUUCUCAUAUCAAUGAAGAACCAACAGACCAUGAUUUCGUCAACUACAACGACCAUAACGAACAAGUGGAAUCAGAACUUCCUCAGGAGAUCCACACAGAACUUUACCACCAACCUGGUGAAGAAUCAGAGUCUAGACACAACUUCAAUAAUGAAUUCGAGAAUGAAUUCCAGGCUGAAGUUGAACCUGAUACAGAACACAUACCAACUCAACAUAAAGACGCGGAGCGCGAAUACAAACACCAUCUCGAGAAUGAAUACGAACACGAAUUUCCGGCUGAAGUAGAUAUCGCUACAGAAUAUCAAAGACCAAUAGAACCCGAAUCAUUUCCUGAACCACCAGCAACCGCAGAACCUUCUGCUGCCGAACCCAUUGCGAAAGCUGAACCCACAUCCGCACACACAGAACGAUCUUCAUCAUCAGUACCCGAGAUAUAUUCGAUACAUUCAAUAGAAACAUCAGCAGAGCCCGAACCAUCAGUAGAACCCGAACCAUCAGCAGAACCCGAACCGUCACCCGAACCAUCAGCAGAACCCGAACCAUCAGCAGAACCCAAACCAUCAGCAGAACCCGAACCAUCAGCAGAACCCGAACCAUCAACAGAACCCGAAUCAUCAGCAGAACCUCAACCAGUCAGUGAACUUGAACCAGCCGCUGAACCCGAACCAUCAGCACAAUCUGAAUCCUCGACGCCAUACAAACUAUCAGCAGAACCAGCAGUUGAACAUGAACCUACAAAUACACCUGAAUCAUCAAACGAGCCUAAGUCGUCUUCCGAACCUGAAACAGUUACAAAAUUAGUAUCAUCCACAGAAAUAGCUACGCAACCUGAAACGACGAAAACGCCUGAAUCACCAGUCGAACCUAAACCAUUGGGUGCUUUUGAGCCAUCGUUUGAACCUGAGCCAUCGGCCGAACCUGAGUCAUCAGCCGAAACUGAGCCUUCUGUCGUCGAACCUGAGCCUUCUGCCGAACCUCAGCCAUCCGGCGAACUUGAGACUGGGUCUGCAGUGAAACCCAAACCUGAGUCUGAAGAAGAAAUUCAAUUUCAUAUCAGUGACAAGACGGAAGCCUUCACUGAAACCCACAUGAAAGAGAAUACAGAACACCAUGCUACACCACCUGCAGAACAUUCUUCGGAAGCAAUGAUUCAUGUUAACGACCUAAUGCUUGAAGACAAAUCUAUGGAAACGGAAACGCAAAAAAAUGAUUCACCAGAAUCAUUAAAUCAUGUAAACGAUCUACUAAUGGCAGGUCACCCUGCAGAAUCAGCAUCUGAAAAAAAUAUGAGUCUUUCAGAAGUUAAAGAAAGUUCCACAGAAGUUCACCUGAACAUGAAUAAUAUCUUGGAACAUUCAACACUACAAAACAUGAAUCAUAAUGAGACUGCCGAAAAUGUUACAGAGAUGGAACAGCCCAAACACUUCAUUGAACCUGUGGAAAUACACCAAAAUGAUUUUUAUUAUGAUCAAUCGCUGAAAUUGCCAGAAGAAAAAAAUGAAACAAAUAACUUGAACUUUGUGAGUGAAGAACCUUAUUUAUUUCAGCAACAUAUUCCGGUUAUCGAAACCUCCUCUAGUAUCAACGAAGUGAGUACGUCAGAACUACCAGAAAUUAAAACCGAAGUUUCUACUGGCGAGACCAACCAUAAAGAAGACACAGCCGAUGGCAAUAAAGAACACUCAACAGAAUACAUAAUGGACUUACAACCUGGUGAAAUGGAUAAGGAAAUGCAGAGAUUAGGAUUGUUGAAAAUUGUUACUCCGAUAGCCGAAGUGAUUACUACGAAGCCUCUAGUGACAGAAGUACCACCGGAAAUAACUACGAUGGAAUUCAGCACAAUGAAAACUAUGUCUAAUGACGUAACAACAAAAAUACUGAAUACACACGAGAACGAAGUUCAAAAGGAGUACCAAAUUCCUAUUAUACUCGCGGGAACUUCAGAUGACGCAGAAGUAAAAUCGACCAAAGAUGAUGUUAAAGAAAAUCAGAUAAACAUCAGCGAGAUCCACCGGGUUCCAAAAAUACAAGAGCUCCAUAUGUACCAGGAAAACUCUCACGAACAAUUCCCACCAAGCAAUGACACAAUGGAAACCAUGGAUCACCCAGAUCACCUUCACGAUGAAUACAUGUCACCCUUUCUACCGGAACUGGAAAACGAUACAUUCAUCAACUCUCUACACUCUGACGAACAUUUCUUAGACCACCACAUGCCGGAAAACCACGAAAACAUGUCUGUAACCAAGCCGCCUACUUUGGAGUUCGAUCAGCUGAAUCGUACCAAUCCAUUCGAUAACAAUACGUCCGAUGCUUUAGCGGUUGCUCCGUUGACAACGGAAGAAAAAAGUAAUAUUAUUGUGGACACCACGGAAGGGCAGCUUAUGACAGUAAAUCCAAAUGAAGACAGAACCACACAAAAAUCUGAAGACGAUACAACCGUCAGACAAGAAGAACCUGUUACCAUGACUAGCACGGUAACAGAAAAAACUGAAGUGGAAAUAGAACCCCUCAAAUCCAAUGAACCCAUUGAAGUUAUGGUAGGUAAAGAGGAAACUCAGAUGAACAGAACAGAUACAAAUUAUUCUGAACUCAAGACUACGGAUGAAACUCCAGUGAAUAUGGAAACGUCAAUGAACAGUGCUACCGAGAUCAAUACUACAAUCAAAAACGAAUUGGAAAUUAAACUGAUGGAUAAGACUGAAACUGAAAUGGAAACGACAGUGAGAAGUGAAACCGAAAUUAACAUGACUGACAAAAACGAAUCUGAACCACAUACUGUGAAUGAAACUGCAACCGAUCUGGAAAUGACCACAAGAGGGAAAAUAGAAAUUAUAACGACAGACUUAGACAGUAGUGAACCAAAAACAACAGAUAAAGCUGAAGCAGAAAUGGAAACAACCAUAAAGAAUGACACCGAGAUGAACAUAACAGAUAAAAGCGAAAUGGAGAAUAAAACAGAGAGAGUCAAUCUAGAAGCUAACAAUCUUGAAAUAGAAAUGGAAACGACGACCCAAAAUGAAACAAUUUCUGAUUAUAAGGAUGUGAUGACCACAGAUGGAAAUAAUACUGAAAUGGAAACGACAAGUUCACCUCAAGUUGAGAAGAUUAUGGAACAUGAAAGCAACAUAGAAAUUGAAUCUACAGAUGAAAACCGAACGGAAAUGAAAACUGAGACUUCAGUUAUAGCUGAAGUUGAGAAAGUCACUGAUGAUGAGUUCAUGCCUAAGACAGUAGAAGAGACUUCAACAAGUCUUCCAAUGGAAAUGUCAACGUUACCGCCGGAAAUCUUCAACAAUAUUCACAGCAAUAACAUUUUUGAAAAAUUCUCCCACAUUGCGGAUAGAUACGAUACAGAAACGGAAAAGCAAAUAGAAAUGGAUCCGCACGUUCAAAAUUUCUAUGAUGUAAGUACCAGUACGGAGGAUCUAAUUGCUUUGGAGACAACUAUGACCGUCUUGAAAACACCUGGUGACAGACCUGCCAACAUGAGCACAGAAUCUAACUUGAUAACUACAGUAAAUGCUGAAAUUGUUGAAACAGUAACUACAGCUGUCAAUGUUACCAGCAAUGAAGACGACGCUAAUGAGAUUUCAACAAAAUCCAACAAAGAAAUAACUGCAGACCAGAAGGAAUACCGGGUGAAAGAAACAUUCGCUGAUCUAACCACGACAGAAAAGCUGUUCGUAACUCCCAAGACCACCACCGAACACAACCCUGAGGAAGACGAAGAUCUAUCUGUAGUACCUUUGAAUGAAAUUUCGGCAGAUGAAAGCAGGAAACUAGACAAGAAAGAAGUUUCGGUAGACGCUAGAGAUGCCAGAAACGAAAUCGUCAACGAAAGGUCGACAGAAAUCGAAGACAAUAAUAUUUCCACAUUUGAUGGAACGCAGAAGAAACAAUUCCUGGAUGACAAAUCUUUCAAACCGGUGACGGAGGAUUUCGACCUACCGAAAUUCACUAGGUGUCCCGUUGCUCAAUUCCAGUGCAUAAACGGAACCGCUGUGAAAGAUGGCAGCUACUGCAUAGCGAGUAGUGACAGAUGCGAUUCUGUUCUGGAUUGUACAGAUGGGUCGGAUGAAGUGGGAUGCGAAGAAGAGGGAUGUCCUAACAAUUUCCAGUGUAACAGUGGCCAAUGCCUCAAGAGACACCUCGUAUGCGACGGUAUCCUCAAUUGCAAUGACGGAAGCGACGAAAGCAAUUGCGAAAAUUGGACAUGCAACUUCGACGAAUUAUCCUGCGGACCUUCUAACCGAUGCAUCCCGAUCUCCUGGAAAUGCGACGGCCGAUCUCACUGCAAUGACGGUUCUGACGAACGCAAUUGCCAUCCAGGAGAAUGUUCCGGCGACGCUUUCCGGUGUUCCGAACAAGGAAGCUGCGUACCGGCCACGUGGAUGUGCGACGGCAAGCCCGACUGCGCAGGUGGAGAAGACGAGAAGAUGUGUGAUUGCAGUAAUGAUCAAUUUAAAUGUCAGCUAGGAGGAGGGUGCAUUUCAAAAACAAACCGUUGUGACGGUUACAAAGACUGCGCAGACAAUUCAGAUGAGUGGAACUGCCUGAGGCUAGAAACGUUGGAAAAUCCGGUGGAAGGAAACACAAAAAAAAUAUUACAGUUUCAAGCAGAAAAUAAUACUUGGCACCCAGUAUGCAUAGAUUGGGGUAUUUGGAAUUCCACAUUUGCAGACCUCACCUGUCAAAAUUUGGGUUAUUCGGGCUCUGCUUCUCUAGAAGCAGUUCCAAAACCGGACAGUUUCAAACCUGAACAGGUUUACAAACUCAAGACACCAACAAGUAACGUUUUGACCUUCUUACAACUGGAAAAGAGUAGAGAUGAUUGCGAUCAAUUUGUCUCGUUGACAUGUCAGGAAUACGUGUGUGGAAGCCCUUNAUUGGACCUCUUGUGUUGCCCAGUGGCGGCUGCUGCUAACGCAGUUUUCGAUACAUUGUGGUCAUUUACUCACAAUAGGAAUCUGCUCUAA